AACACUAAAGAAGAAGACGGGGAGGACGGGAAGUCUGUUGUAGUUGACGGUAGUUUCUAAACAGUUUGCGGUCAUGCCAGGUGUGGAAAUGGUAUGUUUCUCGAGGAUGAAUUGUGCUUAAGCGCUUUUGUUUUGAGACGAAUAACCCGCGAGGUGCUAUGAUGCUACAAACACACACACUGGAGUUUUCACAUUGGAUCUACUGAUUAGCCACACCGAGCAAUGGCCUUUACAUUUUCAAGAGGACCGCCAAACAGGAGCAGAAUUCAAGAGCAUGAUCUUAAGACACAUGUCAUGAUGUGACAGCCUUCCUGCAUGGUACUGGUGCUUAUUUUAUCCGUGUUAAGAUGCCCCGACUAGAGGAAGUAGCUAAUGUUGUCCUCAGGGUGCCCAGUAUCUUGGUGUUGGACAUGCUGUAUAAAUGUGACAUUGACAGCUUCACGGAUCAUCUGAAAGCGAGGACAGAAGACAUGCUCUUCAAGUACAAAUAUGUCAUCUGGAACAUGUAUUACUUGGGUCACAUAGUGAGCGCCAUGGUGCUGCUGUUGCCUCUUGGGCAUAUUAUCCAGCUGUACCUGCAUGUUCUCUGUGCCCUGCUACUUUACAUGGGUCAUCAGAUUGUCAGAGAUUAUGUAAGAGAUGAAGCUCAGUACGGGUAUGAUGGUGCGCUCUUUCUGGAUCCUCCGGCAUUGAACCGUUUCGUGACUGCGCUCACCAGUCAGAUAAUAGUCAGUACGCUGUGUGCGUUCCUCAUGCGGACUCAACACGUGUGGCUGUUCUCAGCGCACUUGCUCCCUCUUCUGGCGCGUGUGGUAUCUGUUCGUUUAGACUGGCUCCUCUCACUCUCCUCUGUGGCCAUGAUGAUCACAGGGGCCGAGGUUGCCGUCUUCCUCCUCGCUAACUUCUUUGUGCCGUACAGACUGGCCAGAGCCGCUUACAGAGAGAUAAUGGCGAUAGAGGUGACUGAGUUGCUCAGACUGAUGGCAGUUGGAGUAUCUGUCUGGCAUGGCUUUGCUGUGCCUGUAUUGUUUAGUGUUUUCUGGUAUGUGCUGUUCGGAGUGCAACUUGUUACCAAUUAUGGCACUGUCACUGCUGUCCAACAGGGUCCGCUACUCUACCUCCUCACCAGUGUGUCUGAAUGCUGUGCUAGCCCAUACUCCCUGCUUGGCUUAACAUUUGUGGUGUCUUACACGGCUCUGGGACUUCUGAGUCUCUGUAAGGUCUACCUUGGAGGAUUCAGUGCUCUCCAGAACCAUAAUGUCAUGCACAGGGGUGUGACGGAGGGAGUGACUCUGCUGCUGCUGGCCCUGCAGACUGGGUUGUUGGACAUGGCAUCUCUACAGCGUUGCUUUCUGCUCUUUAUCAUCCUCUUCAUCGUUCUCACAUCUACACUACAAAGCAUGAGUGAGAUCACAGAGCCUGUUGUGUUGGGGCUCGGAGCUAGUAGAAACAGAAGUGUGUUAAAGCACUUGCGUGGUUUAUCUAUGUGUGGAUUUCUGAUGGUGUUUCCGGGAUUCAUGGCCUACAAGAUCUCCCAGAUUUUCAGCAUGGAUUUCUGGCUACUGAUUCUGGCCUCUAGCUGUAUGCUCACCUCACUGCAGGUGACAGGCACUCUGCUGAUCUACAGCCUGUUCAUGGUGGAGGUCUGGCGUGGUGCUGCCCUGCCUGGAUUGGAUGAGAUUGUUUAUUACGUGAAUGGAGUGUGUCGGGUGCUGGAGUUUGCAGUGGCUGUGUGUGUGGUGGCAUACGGGGCGUGGGAGUCACUGUGGGGAGAGUGGAGCUGGAUGGGAGCGUCGGUCAUUAUCAUCCACUCCUACUGCAAUGUGUGGCUACGUGCUCAGUCUGGCUGGAAAAGCUUCUUGCUUAGACAGGAAGCUGCUCGCAAAAUCAGUGUACUUCCACGGGCCAGCACAGAGCAGCUGCAGGACCACAAUGAUGUCUGUGCCAUCUGCUUCCAGGACAUGACAUCAGCGGUGAUCACAUACUGUGGUCAUUUCUUCCAUGGCACAUGUUUGAGAAAGUGGCUUUAUGUGCAAGAGACAUGCCCCAUGUGCCAUGCCUCCAUCAAACCCUCCUCGGCUAAUCCGAAAGCUGCGGCAGAUGAAGCUCCACCGACCCACCAAAACCCACCUCCAUCAGAGCAACAGCCUUCUCCUGAGACCCAUCAGGAGGAGGAGCAGGGAUCACAGGGAGACAGUGAUGAGACUGACUAUAAAUACUCAAACUGAGAGGAAUUGUAGCAAGGAGAGUCUCCAACACUUGCGCUAUGGUGCAAAUGGUGAUUCCCAAGGUGUGGAAAAUCCUGUACCCAUCUGCUUAUCGGAUGGGGACCCUCAAGUGGCUUUUCAGGAGCUUAGGGAAGCAGACUGAAACGUAAGCUCAGUCAGAGAAGCAUGAAUCAGAGAAACUGGCAAAAAAAUGAGCAAAGCUCAGAGAAAGUGGGACACACUGAAAGGAAACCAUAACAGGAGAGGAUUACGAAUAACAGAAUUGCCGCAAAAGACUGCAGGUACAUCAUUUACCCAGAAGACGUUCUGCUGAUUGUGUGCUAGGACUCAGCACACCACAGCACGACCACAGCACCUCCGCAGCAUUAGAUCAUAGUUACCAAAUGAUAUUCAUUUUGAAGAAUCUUUUCUUGUUAAGAUAUAAUGUUGGAUGGUUCAGUGAUGAUUGUCCAGUUCUAAGGAAGACAUGAAAGAGUAGAUGUAUAACAAACAUAUUCCUGUUGACAAUUAACUAAGUCUGUAUUUGUUUUAUUUAAUUGUUUGUUUUUUGGGACUUUUCUGUUGAGUUAGUUCAGAUACAGGUUAUGGUAUGUGUGCGAAUUUCAUUCAUUCGUGAUGCAGAUCUGUUGAUAUCUGUGCCUCUGACCUUUCUGUAUUGCUCCAUUGUGUGCUUUUAUUUGAACUGACAAUAUGUAGUUGUAAUGAAGGAUUCGUGGUGAUUGUUCUCUUAAUUUCAUUAUGCUUUGUGGAUGAGUUCCGCUGGAAAUAAUGGGUAAAAGACAGUCAAUGAAGUUGUGAGCUGUGCAUAAAGCAAAGAUCGGAUCAUUGUUAUUGGGGAGAGUCCAGUUGAAGCUGUUUAACAGAGCAGAGAAUAACGAUUAAAGGCUUAUACAAUCACACUGACUGAAAAGUUGUUUAACUUUUGCCCGGUUUAAUUUGAAACUCAGUCUGUGUGAUUUGAAGACUGUCUAGUUCAUCGUUUCUUCUUUUGCCUUAAUGUUGUAUGAUGAUUAAAACAAUGUACAUUA
Molecule: messenger RNA, 3256 nt
Organism: Sinocyclocheilus grahami
Lineage: Eukaryota; Metazoa; Chordata; Actinopteri; Cypriniformes; Cyprinidae
Product: RING finger protein 145-like
Exons: 11
Coding region: 348-2228 (626 amino acids)
Biological process (GO): ERAD pathway; proteasome-mediated ubiquitin-dependent protein catabolic process
Cellular component (GO): endomembrane system
Molecular function (GO): ubiquitin protein ligase activity; zinc ion binding
Source: RefSeq, a predicted model, not a curated record